Spinacia oleracea (spinach) is the source of this 1284-nucleotide messenger RNA. RefSeq lists its product as uncharacterized. Gene Ontology annotation, biological process: proton transmembrane transport; potassium ion transport. The transcript has 8 exons. Lineage: Eukaryota; Viridiplantae; Streptophyta; Magnoliopsida; Caryophyllales; Amaranthaceae. Gene Ontology annotation, cellular component: mitochondrial inner membrane. The record is from RefSeq and is a predicted model, not a curated record. The coding region runs from base 196 to 1020 and encodes 274 amino acids.
GGUUUCGCGUUCUCCAAAAUCCCGCCGUUUUCUCUCUGUUUGUCGUUCGUUCUUUAUUUUCACUUACCUAAAAGGCUAAAUCAAUUCCCAAAUUCGAUCAAUUUGUUUUUCUAGGGUUUAUGAUCCUCACUAAACCCUCAACCUCAAAUUUCUUCCUAAUUCUGUAAACAUCAAUUGAUAAUCAAUUAAACAACAAUGAUGAGAGCAAGAUUGGUAGUAUUUCCAGUAAAAGGGAGAAAUUGGUGUUUCAGCAGAUCAGUGGAUUCGUUAAUUGCAGGAGAUUCGUCGACAUUGUCGACUACCCCUACGACUGUUAGAGAUCUCUGGAAGUCUCUAUCCUCCUCUUCUCAACCUUCUGUUACUGCUAAUGCCGAGCUCGUCGUCGAUUUCGUCUCCCACAAGAUGAAUACAGCUUGGUCGGGUUUGGAGAAGGCACCACAAGGGUCUUUCAAAAACAAAAUUCAUGGUGUUGGGUUGUGGUUGCUUUCUCGGGUCAAGCCAUCCGAGCUCUUCUUAAAAUCUAUAUCUAAGGAAGUUGCUGGAGUUGAAGUUACAUAUCCAACAAGUGUAAAUGCUAGACUCAUACGCCGAAGGUUACGGCACAUUGCCAUGAGUGGAUCAAUAAUUCACAAAAAGUAUUUGUAUGCGUCUGCAGCAUUGCUUCCAGUAACCACUGUCUUCAUGGUUCUGCCUUUGCCCAACAUCCCAUUCUUUUGGAUGCUAUUUCGUACAUACUCCCACUGGCGUGCCUGGCAGGGCAGUGAAAAGCUUCUUCAGCUUGUCUCGGAUGGUUCAGAUGGACGGUGCAGUAGCAAGAAAGAAACUGAAAGUCCUAAUAGAUCCCAUGAUGGAAGUCAAGAAGUCAACGGGUUACGUUGUGUCUUUGAGCCAUCAAAGCAACUUGAAGAACUUGUUCGCCGUGGAAAUGCAAAUGGUGGCCUUAGCAAAUGCGUCAUGAUAGAUAUUUGCAAGACUUUUGAGUUGAAUCCACAGGAAGUUCUCAGGUACCAGAAUUUGUAGCUGAAGUGUUAGGAUUAGGAGCAUAAUUGAACUUUUCUUUAGAGGAAUUAGAUUUGCAAUUUGGUCAGCAGAAGAACUCAGCCACAUUGAGAUUGAGAAUUUGCAGACAUUGGAAGAAACUUGUGUCUGGAGUUUCAACUUUCAAUUGAUAUAAAUUAUCAUGAUUCGUGGUUUUCAAGCAUAUACAGGCUAUAUUAUCCUAUUUAUUUAAUUCCCUGUUAAAAGUUUAAGCAUAGUUGUUUUUAGAAAGUAAAUUGUUCUCUC